AUGCACCGAGAUUUACAUUCAGGUAAUAUUUUAUUAAAAGAACAAAAUAAAGCUUAUAUUACCGAUUUAGGUUUAUCAAUAACAUUUGAUGAAAAACAAGGUCAUAUUUAUGGAGUUUUACCAUAUUUAGCAUCUGAGGUCUUGAAAGAUGAACGAUUCACUCAAGCUGCUGAUAUUUACAGUUUUGGGAUUAUUAUGAUAGAAAUAUCAACUGGUCAAAGGCCUUUCGAUGGUUACAAUUUUGAUGCUGAAUUAGCAAUAAAGAUUUGUAAUAGUGCCCCAAAAUGUUAUGUUGAACUAGCCAACUUAUAA
This is a messenger RNA of Cetraspora pellucida, 312 nucleotides long. NCBI's taxonomy places the organism in Eukaryota, Fungi, Glomeromycota, Glomeromycetes, Diversisporales, Gigasporaceae. The record is from the annotation of a GenBank genome assembly.